Molecule: messenger RNA, 765 nt
Organism: Adineta steineri
Lineage: Eukaryota; Metazoa; Rotifera; Eurotatoria; Adinetida; Adinetidae
Source: the annotation of a GenBank genome assembly
AUGACAACAACCGCAACGACGACAACAGAUAUAACAACUAUAUCACAUUUAGUAUCAUAUGGAAAUGGAUCAAUAUUUGUUGCUCCGACAUGUCCAAGUCAAAGUCUUGGUACUUCAUGUAACAUAUCUUCAAAUCUAUGUACAAUGACUCAACCAUGUUUAAACUCUGCAACAUGCCAUACAAAUGCAAGUGCCUUACUUGGUUAUAUAUGUGCAUGUGUUACCGGUUAUUCGGGCACCAAUUGUGAAUAUGAUGUACCUUCAUGUUCACAUUGUCUUAAUGGUGGUAAAUGUAAUUCAACAGCAAAUGAAACUACUUGUACAUGUCCCACGGGCAAAUUAGGUGGCCAUUGUCAAUAUGAAGUUGAUAUAUGUGCAAACAUAACUUGUCAAAACUAUGGUGUAUGUUCAUCGAGCUAUGGCAAUUGGUCAUGUGAAUGUAUUAAUCCUGAUUUCUAUUCAGGUACAUAUUGCCAAAUAAAAUCGUCAAGUUUACGUGUAAAAGAAAUCGUUUCACGUUCUUUUGCUUGUGUAGCAAUUGGUUGUAUAUCAACAGUUAUUGGUUUUGUUAUUCUUAUGGAUGUAUUAAAAUAUGGUUUUCAUAUCAAUCCAAGUGAACAUGACUUAGAAUCAUGGAAAGCAAAAAAAAAUUAUCAUCGUCGCAAAGAAGAGAGACACCGAGCGGACGAACGACAAAAGAAAUACAAUCAAUCCAAACAACCAAUUUUAGCUAUACGAUUCAGUUACAUUGAUGCUGCAACAUAA